Molecule: messenger RNA, 1218 nt
Organism: Zootermopsis nevadensis
Lineage: Eukaryota; Metazoa; Arthropoda; Insecta; Blattodea; Termopsidae
Source: RefSeq, a predicted model, not a curated record
ACGUCAUUGGUCAGUGUUUCCGCGACUAGUCUGGUUUCCUGCCACUCCUCUCCGAAGGCCCUGCCGAGAUUAUUCCUACGCAGUACGCAGUGACAGCUGAGUGUAAUAUUCCGAGAAGUUUGUGGAGUUACGAAGCCAACCUGCUGAGCCUGAAAGAUGGCGCAGUUCUCAACAGUGUUGUUGGUAGCAAGCACAGCUGUAAUGUUGGUAACACUUCUGACAGUUGAUGCAGCUUCCACAGCGGAAUGUAUUAAAGAUACCUACCGAUGCGUGCACAAAACGGAGUGCUGUAGUGGCUGUUGUGUGGAAGAGAAGUGUGUCCCUUUCGCGGACGACUGCAAUGCUGCGCAAAGUCCAUGCGCAGUACACUCGUGUCCUCCAGGGAAGACUUGCUACUUACAGCAGGUGCAGUGUAUAGCAGCGCCUUGUCUCCCGGUACCGGCCUGCAAAGAUCAGGAUUACGACGAGUACAACUAACCAAUUGCAUCUCGCGUUCUACAUGGACGACGUCUUCGUAGACAGGACAUCACGAGUUUCAAUCUGGACCUGAAACCCGUUUAUCCUAACGGGAAACCCUCAUGAUUUUCUCAAAUAUAAAAACAUGAAAAUUCUAAAACAUGAAAAUUCUAAAAAAUCACACAGUAAAACAGGCCACAACCAUUUCCUUGAAAGCAUCCCCGAAUUUAUUAUUAUUAUUAUUAUUAUUAUUAAACACUCAAUUUGUGGUAUUUUAUAACGACACUGUCAGUGGCUCCCGGACUGUUGACUUAACGAAUUGGAUGAUAUUGCGAUCAGUGGAAAAUUAUUCCAGGUCGAGAUUUGAACCAAGGACUUCCCGAAUACGAAGCAGCUCGGAUGCGACAUGCAAUAUAUUGGACCUCACCACAAACAGUUCUUCAGUGACGCCACUGAAGUGCUACCAACGCGCUGAUAUUUAAAGAAGUAUCAGGAUGCAAUUUUAGUGUCCUUACUAAGUUACCAGUCAGUACAGGUUGAAAUGAAUUCAACUGCUUUAAUUGUACACCUAGGCCUACUCUGUAUACCAUUAUGUCGUUCGUAGCAUUGAAAUGGUUUAAAUUAUAGAUAAGAGAACAAUUUGGGUGACUCGUUGCCUUUCCAACUCACUCUUCACUAAUCUUCCUUAUAUUUUACGUCAUAUAACAUGAGAUGUUGACUACAUAGUUGACUGAACUAUAAAAGAAUAAAGUUAAGCUCCUC